Messenger RNA from Trypanosoma grayi, 513 nucleotides. RefSeq lists its product as hypothetical. The transcript has a single exon. The record is from RefSeq and is a predicted model, not a curated record. The coding region runs from base 1 to 513 and encodes 170 amino acids. NCBI's taxonomy places the organism in Eukaryota, Euglenozoa, Kinetoplastea, Trypanosomatida, Trypanosomatidae.
AUGCGAUCCUUUCGUUUACAAGGGUGCAUAACCAUUGCUGGCCUAGCACGACUACAAUCGAACGGAGGUUAUGGACGCUGUCCUCCUCGUGAACAACAACAACAACAGCAACCACGAUUUGGUGGAUCUCGUGAUGGCCGCCCCCCAAGGGGCGGGCCUCCGCAGUCGUUUUCACAAGUUGCUCGCCGCAAUACGUUUAGCGAACCUCAGUUGGUGGCAAGGCUCCUGGAACUCUACCCAAGUGGCAAGUCAUGGCUUCCAGUGAACAAAUGGGCCUCUUCUAUACCUGAAGACAUUCAGGAAGCACUGGUUCCGUACGGGGGCUUAGCGCAGUUUGCUGUAUCACAAACUAACUUCUUCAUUGUUCGAAAAGAAAAUGGAACGGCAGUUGUCUCGCUCUCUACAAUGGCUUCUUCUUUAUGCGCAGAAAGAGAGAAAAAUAUCAAAAAACGUGCAGAGAAGGCUGCCGCAUUUUCGACCCGCAAUCGUGAAGAUUCGAGGCGUCAGAGGUGA